AACCUAUUCGAACUUCCCACGAGACAAGAUCGUCGCAUUCACGAUGCCGUCGACUUACAAGAAACCAAAGCCGUGGGACACAGAUGACAUAGAUAAGUGGAACGAGGAGGCAUUUACCCCCGAUCAAAACUUAGGCGGAGCGUUCCUCGAGGAAUCCAGCUUCGCAACACUUUUCCCAAAAUAUCGCGAAGCAUACCUCAAAGCAUCAUGGCCUGCCAUCACGCGCAAACUCGAGACGCAGGGGAUCGCGUGCACACUGGACUUGGUUGAGGGUAGCAUGACGGUCAAGACCACCCGUAAAACCUACGACCCAGCCAGUAUCCUCAACGCAAGAGAUCUGAUCAAAUUGCUUGCGCGAAGCGUACCCACGCCACAGGCUCUCAAGAUUAUGGAAGACGGGAUGGCAUGCGAUGUGAUCAAAAUUCGCGGGCUAGUGAGAAACAAGGAACGAUUUGUCAAGCGGCGUCAGCGAAUCCUCGGACCGAACGGCAGCACCCUCAAAGCACUCGAGCUACUCACGCAAACAUAUAUUCUUGUUCAAGGAAACACAGUCUCGGUCAUGGGAGGAUACAAGAGUCUGAAGGAGGUGCGGCGGGUGAUUGAGGACUGCAUGGCCAACAUCCACCCCAUCUACCACAUCAAGGAACUCAUGAUCAAACGAGAACUUGCAAAGGAUGAGGAGCUCAAGAAUGAGAACUGGGAUCGCUUUCUACCACAGUUCAAAAAGCGCAAUUUGUCGAAGCGAAGGAAGCCUUUUGUCGUCAAUGACAAGAGUAAAAAGGCCUACACGCCCUUCCCGCCCGCACAGGAGAAGAGCAAGGUGGAUCUCCAGAUUGAAAGCGGUGAAUAUUUCCUGAGCAAGCAGGCCAAGGAAAAUGCUGUGAAGGAGCGACGGGAGGACGCAAUGAAGACGAAGAUGGAGGAACGAAAGCGGAAGAGGGAAGAGGCGUUCGAAGUGCCGAAAGAAGAUAGCGCGGGCAAGGAGAAGAAGGCAAAAAAGAAGAAGCGCAAGGAAGACGGCGAGGACUCGUCCGGCGUAUCGAAAAAGAAGAAAGAGAAGGCCAGCCAGGACGUCGAGAUGGAGGCGUAGUGGAG
Messenger RNA from Dissoconium aciculare CBS 342.82, 1095 nucleotides. Its product is annotated as eukaryotic type KH-domain (KH-domain type I). The record is from RefSeq and is a predicted model, not a curated record. The transcript has a single exon. Gene Ontology annotation, cellular component: small-subunit processome; nucleolus. NCBI's taxonomy places the organism in Eukaryota, Fungi, Ascomycota, Dothideomycetes, Mycosphaerellales, Dissoconiaceae. Gene Ontology annotation, molecular function: RNA binding. Bases 44 to 1090 code for a protein of 348 amino acids.